AUGGGCAACAUCUCUUCUAUGGCCAGGGCCUCGACGGCUUUGGAUUCAUACGUAGCAGAAUUAGGCAAUGAUCUUUCCUACGAUAAGAGUUUAUCAUCUUCACGGUUUCUCAAGACCAUCUUAGCUAGACACGCCUAUGGACCAAUCGUCCUGAAGAUAUUCAUCAAACCAGAUCCUGCCAUGUCCCUCAGGGUGAUUCAACGUAGACUAAAAACUGAAAGAGAUAACCUAUCUGAUUUACCAAACGUCAACACCUACCAGGCAUUCGUAGAGACUGAUAAAGCUGGGUAUCUGAUUAGACAAUGGGUUGGAUCAAACCUGUACGAUAGAGUCAGCACUCAGCCGUACCUCGCCAGUAUAGAGAAGAAGUGGAUAGCAUUUCAGCUGUUGACAUGCCUCAGAGAUGCCAGAUUGAGGAAGGUAGCUCACGGAGACGUCAAGUCAGAAAAUAUCCUCCUCACCACCGACCUCACAUUACUUUUAACAGAUUUCUCAUCAUCUUUCAAACCCACUUAUCUACCAUUAGAUGACCCAUCCGACUUCUCUUUCUUCUUCGAUACAUCAUCGAGAAGAACAUGUUAUAUCGCACCUGAGAGGUUUUACACUUCUGACUCAAAAUUGGCAGAAGAGAAGAGGAAAGUUCCCGGUGAAGGUGAAUUUGAAGGUUGGGGGAAGAGAGAUGGAAGAGUGACGGAAGAGAUGGAUGUUUUCAGUGCUGGAUGCGUCUUAGCUGAGAUGUGGACAGAUGGAAGAACGGUAUUCAAUCUUAGUGAAUUGUUCGCUUAUAGGCAGGGUACAGUAGGAUUGGAGGGGUUAUUGGAGAAUAUCGAUGAUAAUGAAGUAAAGGAAAUGAUAUCUCAGAUGCUAUCUCGCGACCCUUCCUCGCGUCCUUCCUUCGACCGUAUCUUAUCCAAUUUCAGAGAAACCAUCUUCCCAGAAUACUUCUACACCUUUCUCAAAGACUAUAUAACGUCCUUAUCAGAGACUACAGGAUCCCAAGACAAUACCAAUCCCGAAAUAACGUUUCUGCAGAAGUCAGCGGGGUUGUGUGGAAUGAAAAUAGAUAGAUUACUGGAUGAAUGGGAGAGUAUCAGUGUGCACCUCGAUAAGGGUCCUUCACCAGAUGGACCUGCUCUUCUACUACUCAAUAUCGUUACAUCGUCCAUUCGAAACUGCAUAUGGCCAUCGUCUCGCCUUCACGGUCUUCAGCUUUUCCUCAAUCUUGUCCCUUACCUAUUUGACGAAGAUAAGGUCGACCGCAUCAUACCUUUUGUGGUGGAGCUUCUUGCCGACGACGUGCCUAUCGUUCGAGCUGAGGCAUGUAGAACCCUUGUGAUAGUUGUCGAAUCCGUCAAUUCCAUCACACCCCAGAAUUCCACCUUUAUCCCUGAAUAUCUGUUACCCCAGAUGAGACAUCUGGCUGUAGACAAUGAUAUUUUUGUCAGAGCUACGUACGCUAAAGGUCUAGUCAGGCUGGCCGAUGCAGCAGUGAAUAUGUUGGAAAUGAGUCAAGCAACAAAACCUAUUGGUGGUCCCAGCUCAGAAUCCUCUACCAUCAUCGAGCCUGACUACGAUGCUAUGCUUCAGGAGAUCCAGUCCGUUGUGGAAGAACAAGCGACGACCCUCCUUGUUGAUACUGCUCCUCCCGUUAAACGCUCGAUUCUUGCGUCUAUAUCAGAUUUAUGCCUAUUUUUCGGCCGUCAAAAGUCAAAUGAGACGGUUCUUAGUCACAUCAUGACCUACCUGAACGAUCGAGAUUGGCAAUUGCGACUGGCAUUCUUCGAUGGUAUUGUUGGAGUGGGAGCUUUCAUUGGAGUCAGAGCGAUAGAGGAAUAUGUGCUGCCAUUGAUGUUGCAGGCGCUUGCUGAUCCGGAAGAAGCUGUAGUAGCUCGCGUGAUCAGCAGUAUGACCAGCUUGACAUCUUUAGGUCUACUAGCGAGAAUGAAGUUAUGGGAUGUCUUCGCUGCGGUCAGAGGGUUUCUUUGUCAUCCUAACAUGUGGAUCAGACAAGGCACUGCUGGCUUCAUAGCUGCUGCAGCUCGUAAUCUGCCUCCUACCGAUGUCUGGUGCAUACUAUAUCCCGGCAUCAGACCAUUACUGCAUGCUGAUAUCAGAGAAAUGAAUGAGAUCAGCAUACUGUCAGCUAUAUUACCUCCUUUACCGCGAAGUACCCUGAUAGCCGCUAAGGUAGCUGCUUUGCAAAAUACGCCCAAAGGAUAUUGGAACAUCCCGCAGAGUAAAGGGACCACCAAGUCGAGCCUGGUGAAGGCCGCUCAAGGCCAAGUCACCACUUCGCAGCAGCUUCGAGAUAAAGGCAUUACGGAGAAGGAUGAGAGGAAAAUUGAGGUGAUGAAGGAGUUCAUCGUCAAACAGGCGAAUGCUUCGAAAGCACGGGAAAGCUCAGAAUUAUCCUCAUCUGAAGCCGAUCUAGUCGCCGGGAAGUCAGUCUCCCUCACAGACCUGGGUGUAACCCCUCAAACUAUAUUCAUCAGUCCCCGUACGAUCGGUGUCGAUGCGAAAGCAGAUAUAAAACGUCUGCGACCUCAUCUGUCAGAUUCUCCCAUCAGUCGUCGAACAUCUUUCGCAAGUAGAAGCAAUAGAGGCACUGUCGACAAUCCCCUGGACGAGAUACGCAAGAAAUUAGCUACACUCGAGCCACUCACGAUUACCAAACCUGAUAAAACUCCCGCCGAACCUCUUCUCACCUCCAAUACCGAAUCUAACGCGACACCUUCAGAAUCCGGGCUAUCUUCUUCGAUUGAUCUGGCCGCUCUUUCCCGAUCUAGUCGUAAGAAGAUAGAUUCAAAGGCUGCUCCAGCCGUAGCUGCUUCUCACACCAACGCGACAGGCACAACAACGAUUCACGACGAACCGCUAUCUGGUAGAACAACACCUUUGGCUACGGGAGGGUUUGCCCCAGCCACUCCUCGGUCCAUCGCGCCCUACAGUAGCUCCUACGAGGGACAAGAUCCGGGUGUAAGAGCCUUCUUAGAACAGGUUGAUCUGGACAAUUAUCGAGAGCCCUUACUCGACUUUGGACCUCGUGUGACUGCAAGUCAUCGAAAGCGAAACCCGAGAGUGAAGAAUACCUCCUCGACACCUCAAGGCGUGACAAUGAUCGCUCAUCUCACACAGCAUGAAGGGGCUAUAACAGCUAUCGUUACUUCCCCAGAUAGCCUGUUCUUCGCUACUUCAUCGGAAGACGCCUCCAUCCAUAUUUGGGACUCUGCAAGACUCGAAAGAAGUGUCACCACCAAGCCUCGCUUGACUUACCGCAUGGAUGCCCGUGUGGCCAGUAUGUGCAGGAUUGAGAACACUCAUUGUCUUGCUGCUGCUGCUGAAGAUGGUCAGCUCCACGUACUGCGAGUGCAUGUGGGAUCUUCGGGUGGGUCUACGAAGUACGGGAAGGUAGAAUGUAUACGGUCUUGGACUGCUAGUGAGAAAGAGGGAUACGUGAAAUUGGUAGCUCAUCUUCAGGAUUCGUCACUCCUGCUCGUCACUUCGACCUCCAUGAUUGCCAUAUUGGACAUCAGGAAUAUGGAAAUUACUAAGCGGUUCCAGCAUCCUCUAGAACUGGGAGUCGUAACCGCUCUCUGCCCAUCGACUCAUUGGUUGGUCAUUAGUACAUCGACUGGGACACUUAGUCUUUGGGAUCUACGGUUUGGUCUGCUCUUGAAAUCGUGGAAAGCUGGAGGCGAAGUUACUUCCCUUAAAUUGCAUCCUUCCAAAGGGAAAGGCAGGUGGAUCAUGGCAUCUGUAAUGCCACCGUUAUCCAUUGGUAGCCCGAAGGCCACAUUGGGUAGCGAAAACGAAGACAAUUCCGGACCAUUAGUGGAAGCUUACGAUAUAGAAACGUCAAAAUUGAUGGAGAUCUACGAAGUUCGAACAUCGCGGCCUAGCAAGCAUCCUGAUCCACCUAAAGAAGUCGAGGAUGUGAUAUCCGAUAAAGCGGCUUAUAUCUCACAGCUCGCUCAAUCUGCUGAAUCAGUUUUAGGUAGUCUGACAAAGACUAUCACAGCAGAGGAUUUUAGUAAUUCAUCUUCUCCGUCUGCUACACCCAAAUCUGUCCUGGAUUUGAUUGCAGGGCAAAGCUGGUCGUCCCUCCCCAGAACCGAUGAGAGUGUUCUGAUGUCUGUACCGGAGCUCGGAACGAAGAACGAUCAUAGUGGAUCAGGAAAUCCAGGUUGGAUGGUCACUGCUGGUGAUGAUAGGGUAGUGAGAUAUUGGGAUUUGGUGAAGGUGCAAGACGGAUUUGUGGUCUGUGGAUCACAGAAGGAGAAAGAUGUUUCGUUUAAGCAAAUGAAUGGUUCUGGCCCAACCCAUAUAUAUACUCUGCCAAACGUACAUCGUCAUCCCAAUGUACCAACAAGAGAAAGAGAGCGACAACCUUUACGUCCUCACUACGAUGCGAUAUGUAAAUUAGGUACGGUAGAGACCCCUUUUAGUAGUUGUAUAAUAAGUGGAGAUAGAAGUGGGGUGGUGAAAGUCUGGAGGAUGGAAGGUGGUCCAGUGAGUAAUAGGUAA
This is a messenger RNA of Kwoniella botswanensis, 4524 nucleotides long. RefSeq lists its product as uncharacterized. Gene Ontology annotation, molecular function: ATP binding; protein serine/threonine kinase activity; protein binding. Lineage: Eukaryota; Fungi; Basidiomycota; Tremellomycetes; Tremellales; Cryptococcaceae. Gene Ontology annotation, biological process: protein phosphorylation; late endosome to vacuole transport; autophagy of peroxisome. The record is from RefSeq and is a predicted model, not a curated record. Gene Ontology annotation, cellular component: late endosome; phosphatidylinositol 3-kinase complex, class III, type II; phosphatidylinositol 3-kinase complex, class III, type I. Bases 1 to 4524 code for a protein of 1507 amino acids. The transcript is spliced from 16 exons.